Trypanosoma theileri is the source of this 774-nucleotide messenger RNA. RefSeq lists its product as uncharacterized. Bases 1 to 774 code for a protein of 257 amino acids. NCBI's taxonomy places the organism in Eukaryota, Euglenozoa, Kinetoplastea, Trypanosomatida, Trypanosomatidae. The transcript has a single exon. The record is from RefSeq and is a predicted model, not a curated record.
AUGCCUCAGAAUCCUCGCAUGCGUAUUCGCCUUAUUGGUCCAAGCGGACACAAAUCGGAGUAUCACUGUGCGACGCUGCUGGGGAACUGGCAGGAGGAACGUACCUCCUUUGGCCUGAAGGAUCCCGGGAAAUCACCAAUGGAGGGUGAAACUUUAUAUAAAUCAUCAUACAAAGGCACCAGCAGUGAGGAGGAAUUACUCGCGGCUAAACCACCAGGAUGUUUUUGCGCUGAAGCUCCACCACAGUUACUUUUUUAUCAUGGGGAUAUUGCAUCACCUCCACAAAGUCAGCUUACUGUGCAGGAACUUAGUUAUACAGACCCCACUACUCCUGGAGAGACAUUAAAACUAAAGGAUAUACUCGACAAGGAAGGAAUCUCUACAAGACGCGAAAAAACAGAUAAACUACGUCGUACUAUGGGUUUUGGUGGUUUCUCAUCAACUCCUGGAGUUUCACCAAGAUCUGAAAAAGGUAUGUCUCCCACUGGAAUGGCGUACCUACAAGAAUGUUCACUUAAAGCAGACAAGAGUUUAACAGAGACUGCACGUAGUACCGGAUACACACCUCCUCCAAUUCCACCGGUUGGACGAAUACAAGAAAAAGAACGUAUGCUCACGACUAAGAACGUUACAAUAGAUGUAACAGCUGAAUACCUUAAAGAUAACAUUGAUGAAUACCCAGCAACAAGCAGUGAGUGUUGGGGAAUGUUCAUGGCCUACAAAGAUGAUCCAAUGCAACGUACAAAACUUCGAGAAGAUUACCAACUCAAAUAA